Messenger RNA from Lasiosphaeria miniovina, 1752 nucleotides. RefSeq lists its product as uncharacterized. The transcript has 4 exons. The record is from RefSeq and is a predicted model, not a curated record. The coding region runs from base 1 to 1752 and encodes 583 amino acids. Lineage: Eukaryota; Fungi; Ascomycota; Sordariomycetes; Sordariales; Lasiosphaeriaceae.
AUGACGGACGCGGCACCCGGGCAGCAGAGCGUCAGCAGCGACGCCGCCAUCUCGGGCGUUCUCUUCGGCAUCUUGGUGCCCCACGUGGUGUGCACCGUCUUCAUCCUGGCGCGGACGUGGUCGCGGCUGCUUCUCCUGCGCAAGUGGUUUCUCGAUGACAGCUUGAUCGUGCUGGCCUGGGCCUUCUCGACGGCCGUGUGCGUCGUCUAUAGCAUUGCCGCCGAGUCGCCGCGCCUCCGCACCGCCGUCAGCCUCAGCGGCGCCGACUACUACUACGACGGCACGGCCGACCAGGAGGACACGCUGCGGCCGUACUUGCUGCGCACGUACCUGGGGCUCGUGCUGUACCAGCUCUGCCUGUGCUUCACCAAGCUCUCGGUGCUGGCCUUCUACCUGCGCAUCUUCUCGUCGCGGCCCAUCGAGAAGCGGCUGGCGUGGGCGACGACGGUGGUGGUGGUGCUGUACUGCGCGCCGCUGCUGUUCAUGUCCAUCUUCCAGUGCCACCCGGCGGCGGGCUACUUCUUCGGCGCGCCCGUGGCUAAGUGUUUUAGUUUUGUCCCGCUGCUGAUCGCGUCGGCGUCGCUGCACACGGCCACCGACGCCUGGCUGAUCGUGCUCAUCAUCCCGUGCAUCGUGCGGCUAGCCGACCUGCCGCGCCGCCAAAAGGCGGCCUUGGCUCUCGUGCUGAGCCUGAGCAUUUUCGUCAUCGCCGCCAGCCUCACGCGCCUACAGCUAUCGCUACGCGCAAACUACCGGCCCGACGUCUAUGACGACAGUGGCGAGCAGCAGCUCGUCGACGCCGACGACCAGGUCGCCAACACGCUCGCCUUCUUCGUCAUGACGGUGCUCGAGCUCGACCUGGCCCUCAUCUGCGCCAGCGCCCCGACGCUGCGCCCGCUGCUGGCGCGCUUCUGGCCGCGGCUCCUGACGGGCUUGGGCGGCAUGGAGCCGCUCGCGGGCGGCGGCGGCGGCGGCGGCCCGCACAGGUUUGCCGGCGACAGCGCCAGCGUCGACCUCACCAGCGUCUACAACCACGGCUACCCGUGGACCGCGCCCCCUAACAACAACAACAACAACAACAACAACAACAGCAACAGCAACAGCAACAACAACAACAACCGGACUGCUCCUGCUCCCACUGCCACACGCAGCGCAAACCCCAGCAUGGCCAGUCUGCCCCACAACCCCUAUCCACCACCCCCACUCCCCCCAUCCGCCGCGCUGCUAUCCUCAGCGCACCGCACGCCGACGACGCUCAGCCUGCGCAGCUUCAUCAGCAACAUGGCGGCGCCGCGCAGCCGCGGGCAGACACUCGACGGCGACCGCGCGGGGCUGCCACUCCUCGACCCAGCAGCAGCAGAAGGCCAGGCCCAAGGCCGCAGGAGCUCCGUCGGCUUCGAGGGCGGCCGCUGGGGCGACAGCCAGGAGAGUUUUGUGCUGGGCGUGAAUGAUCCCAACAGUCCCACGCGCUUGAGCCCCUGCGAGCUACUUAGUAGACGAGACGGCGGACUCCGUCUCCAGACCCGGCACGCACGGCUGAGCGCAGCGUCGCCACCGUCUGGGAAGGUAGGAUUGAUUGGUGUCGUCUUGCUUGGCCCUUGUUAUUGCCAGAGCCGCAUGCGCCAUCUACGGGAGACAGUCAGAGGCCGAAAAGGCCAAAAGCUGCCUCGCCACUCUAUCGGCGACGGCCUACAUCACGAGGCUCGCGUCUAUCUAUGCCAGGCCGCCAGAGCCUCCCAGAGCCUCAGAUAG